AAACCGUAAAUUGUGUUCAGUGUUGAAAUAGAUUUAAUAUUGAUGAUUCUAAAAUGAUGAACUUCUUAAAAUUUGGUUCCAAUAGGAACGAAAAUUCUAUGCCAAUUAAAAAUGAAAUUCGAUUAUAUGUUCACGAUGAACUCCAUAUCGUCAAAACAGAUAAUUUUUCUCCUAGCACUUCUUUAAAUACUUAUUUAAGGAAACAAUCAAAUUUAACCGGAACGAAAGUGAUGUGUAGAGAAGGUGGUUGUGGUUGUUGUGUUGUUACGGCUAUUAUCAAACAUCCAGUUACAACGAAAGAAGUUGUAUUAGCUGUUAAUUCUUGUUUAGUGUCAAUAUUUUCAUGUGAAGGUUGGAGAAUAGUAACAAUAGAAGGUUUAAAAGAUAGCAAAGGAAAUUAUAACGCAAUACAAGAAGCUUUAGUAAAAUAUAACGGGACGCAAUGUGGAUUUUGUACACCGGGUAUGAUUAUGUCAGCUUAUGCAGCAUUGCAAAAUCCAAAUUUAACCAAAGCUGAUAUGGAAAAUUCUUUGGGAGGUAAUCUUUGUCGUUGUACCGGUUAUAGGCCGAUUUUAGAAGCAUUCAAAUCUUUAUCUAAACUGGAAAAUGAUUUGCCAUGUAAGGCGCAUGACAUCGAAGAUAUGCCGAGUUGUCCGUUAAAAGACGAACUUAACGAUUGGACUCAAUUAUUUCCCUUAAACACAACACCGUUUGGAUUAGAAUUGAGCGAAUCAUCUUGGUACAAAGUCUUCACGAUUAAGGAGAUCUUCGAAUUAUUCGCCAAAUAUCCACAAGCUACUUAUCAAUUAGUUGGGGGAAAUACCGCGAAAGGUGUUUAUAGAACCGCUGAUAAAGAGCUAUACAUAGACAUUUCUGGAGUGAAAGAACUGCGCUUGACGAGAGUAGCAACUAUUGGAGCUGGAACAACAUUGAAUGAGUUAAAAGAUUUUUUUAGAUCAACUGCAAAGUCGAAGUCUUUUGGCUAUAUGAAUAAACUUGCUGAUCAUGUUGAUUUAGUAGCUACUGAUCCGAUCAGAAAUAUUGGAACUAUUGCAGGAAAUCUUUCGAUUAAAUAUGAACAUAAUGAAUUUCCAUCAGAUAUUUUUCUUAUUUUAGAAGGUGUAGGUGCCACACUCAAUAUAGUAUCCAAAGAUAAAACACAAACAGUAACUUUAGUCGACUACCUAAAAAUGGAUAUGAAACAGAAAGUAAUAAAGGAGAUAACAUUUCCACCAUUGAAUACAUCAUAUCUCUUCGACAGUUAUAAAAUUAUGCCACGUGCUCAAAACGCACAUGCAAUGGUAAACGCAGCAUUUCUACUUCAGCUUAAUGGAAAUUCAGUUGUUGAAAACGCAAGAAUUGUGUAUGGUGGGAUAAAUCCAAAAUUUAUUCACGCAACAAAAUUGGAAUCUACUAUUAAAAACAAAAAACUAUUUGAUGAUGCCUUCUUGCAAUCGUGUUACAAAACUUUAGAUGAUGAAUUAAAUCCGGAUUACGUAUUACCAGAUCCCAAACCAGAAUUUCGUAAAGGUUUAGCAAUUGCCCUUUUUUACAAAUAUGUUUUGAGUAUAGCCCCUCAAUAUAUGGUAAAUGAAAGGUACUAUUCUGGUGGAAAAAAGUUGGUGAGGCCUAUUUCAACUGCAACUCAAGAUAUUUUGAACCCACAAAAAGAUAUUUAUCCUAUAACAGAAGCUAUUUCGAAAUUAGAAGCGAAAGCUCAGGCUUCAGGUGCUGCCAAAUACGUUAUGGAUUAUCCUGACGAACCUAGACAGGCGUUUGCUGCUUUAGUUCUUGCCAAAGCAGCACCUUAUUCAACCUUUGAUGCCAUUGAUACUUCUAAAGCAUCGAAAGUUAAAGGAUUUUUAGGAUUUUAUUCAUCAAAAGAUAUUCCUGGUAACAAUUUUUUUACUAGCUUUCUGCCAAAGCAAGAAAAAAUAUUUGCGGAUAAAAUGAUAGAAUAUUAUUCACAACCUGUUGGUAUGGUGUUAGGCACUACUCAAGAAAUAGCGGAACGUGCUGCUGAUUUGGUAACUGUACAAUACACCAAGCCAACGAAAAAACCCUUAUUGACAAUACCAGAUAUAAUUAAAAAGAAUGAUACGACAAAAAUAGUAAUAGAUAGCAAAGUUGACAGAAAAACUAAAGGAAAUGAUAUUAAACGUGAAAUAAAAGGUAAUUAUCUUUCUUCAUUACAAUAUCAUUUUCAUAUGGAAACGCAUAGUUGUAAUGUAAUUCCGGUUGAGGAUGGUUUAGAUGUAUUCCCUACAACUCAAUGGAUUGAUAUUGUACAACAUGCGAUUUCUGAUAGUUGUAAAAUUCCAGCAAAUAAGAUUAAUGUGCAUGUUAGACGUUGUGGGGGUGGAUACGGUGGAAAAAUAACUCGAAAUGCGAUGUUUUCAUGUUACGCAGCUCUUGGGGCGCAUUUAGAAAAGCGGCCAACUAAAAUUUGGAUUCCGUUUGAAACAAAUAUGACAGCAGUCGGGAAGAGAAUACCAUGUUAUGCAACAUAUGAAGUUGGGGUUAACGAUAAAGGUGUUAUCCAAUAUUUAGACAUAGUUGUAUACGCGGAUUAUAGCACUUGUGGAAAUGAACCAAUAAUAAAUGUUUUAAUUCCAAUGGUUUUGAAUGGAUAUAAAACCGAUCCGAUUGAUAUUACAUCCUAUCAUACAUUAACUGACACGGCAGGAAAUAUAAGCUGUAGGGCACCAGGCACCACUGAAGGACUUGGUUUAAUUGAAACUGUCAUGGAACAUAUUUCUUAUGAACUCAAACUUGAUCCCAUCGAUGUACGAUUAGCGAAUUGGGAUGACAAAACUCACCCAAAAGUAUUAGAAUUUAUUAAACAAUUUUUAAUCGAUGCCGAUAUUAAGGAGCGAAUGAAAAACAUUGAAGAAUUUAACAAAAAUAAUAGGUGGAGGAAAAAAGGUUUAUCCACAGUAACGAUGGCCUAUCACUACGAACUUUUUGGCGAUUGGAAUGUGAUGAUAUCCGUUUAUCACGUUGAUGGAACUGUGGCUGUUUCACACGCGGGUAUCGAAAUUGGACAAGGAAUAAAUACUAAGGUAGCUCAAGUUUGUGCUUAUUGCCUUGGAGUUCCUUUAGACGCAAUUCAAGUAAAACCAUCUAAUAAUAUGACAUCUCCGAACUGUAUAGCAACUGGUGGUAGUGCCACUAGUGAAUCAGUUUGCCACGCCGUUAUUAAAGCAGCGGAGAUUCUUACAAAUCGUAUGAAACCGGUGAAAGAAAAAAUAAAAGAUCCCACUUGGUUAAAGAUCGUGCAAGAAUGCUACAAUCAAAGCAUUCCAUUAUAUGCUACAUAUUCAUUCAACACAAAAGAAGUGCAACCUUAUGUUAUUUAUGGAAUAUGUGCCGCUGAAGUAGAAGUAGACAUUCUAACAGGUAAUCAUAUUACAACUCGCGUGGAUAUUCUCGAAGAUGUCGGGGAUAGUAUGAACCCCGCUGUGGAUAUUGGCCAAGUCGAAGGAGCUUUUGUGAUGGGUAUGGGUCUUUGGACAACUGAAGAAAUCAUUAUGGACCAAACCGGUGAAGUCAAAACAAACAGGACUUGGAAUUACAAAAUACCCGGGGCUAAAGAUAUUCCAGUUGAUUUUCGGGUCAAAUUUCCCAAAAAUAAUGCAAAUCCCGUUGGAAUUUUUAAGUCAAAAGCGGUCGGUGAGCCUCCUUUAUGUAUGGCAUGUGUAAUUCCAUUUGCUAUACGACAAGCUUUAGAUUCUGCUAGGAAAGAGUCAAAAACAAAAGAGUCAUCGUGGAUCCCUAUGAAUGGUCCCACAACUGUUGAAGCUACCUUUAUGAAUAGUUUAAAUGAUUAUACGCAAUAUAAAUUAAAUUAAUGUUGAUUUUUAUUAAUUGGGGAUUGAAAUAUUUAAAAAAAAUAAAUGAAAA
Onthophagus taurus is the source of this 3903-nucleotide messenger RNA. The record is from RefSeq and is a predicted model, not a curated record. Lineage: Eukaryota; Metazoa; Arthropoda; Insecta; Coleoptera; Scarabaeidae.